AUGAUUGCUCUUAUCUCGAUUGUCCUGGCUUUCUUGGCUCCACAGGCUAGUGCUGUCAUCGGAGGAGACCUCAAUUGUACCAGUUACAAUGGAACUGCUUUCGUCUGGACACCAGCUGCCACCGCUUGUCCCAAUGUUAUCUCCGAUUCGUCUUGCGCUGUCCUCUACCCAGCACCAGUUGUUGCUGACGGAUAUCCAGCACCUAACAUGGAUCAACAGAGACCAUUGGCCUGUUAUACCACUGCCACCGCCACUCCAGCCGCUAUUGUCAUGGAUAUGAAGAAGGCUGCUAUGGAUAACUGCCCAAGAACUUGUGGAUUGUGCUGCCAGACUUCAGCCUACAACUGCGCCAAUGUUCAAUUCCCACGUCUCAACUGCGCUACCAUCACCCAAUCCCAAUGCCUCUCGCCCACUUGGAGAACCAUCAUUGCCGUGGAUUGCCCAUCUGCCUGUGGAUUCUGUAACCAGGGAGGAUGCGUCGAUGCCAUUAUGGACUGUGCCAAUGACAUUAGAGUCUGCACCGCAUCUGGAAUGGAGUCAUUCGUCGCCACCUACUGCCAAAGAACAUGUGGCAAGUGUGCUUCUUCCACAACUACCAGAACUAUUACCACCGGAACAUGCAGUUCUUACAUUGCUGAUUCAAGCACCGCUUGUACUGCUUGGGCCGCCAAUGGAUUCUGUACCAACACCUUCUACACUCUUGCUCAGAGAAGAUCGUACUGCGCCACCUCCUGCAGACUUUGCUAA
This is a messenger RNA of Caenorhabditis remanei, 747 nucleotides long. RefSeq lists its product as uncharacterized. The record is from RefSeq and is a predicted model, not a curated record. Lineage: Eukaryota; Metazoa; Nematoda; Chromadorea; Rhabditida; Rhabditidae. The transcript has 3 exons. Bases 1 to 747 code for a protein of 248 amino acids.